Messenger RNA from Otolemur garnettii (small-eared galago), 4179 nucleotides. It is a transcript of the gene GLCE, whose product is annotated as glucuronic acid epimerase. The record is from RefSeq and is a predicted model, not a curated record. Gene Ontology annotation, molecular function: heparosan-N-sulfate-glucuronate 5-epimerase activity. Bases 291 to 2147 code for a protein of 618 amino acids. Lineage: Eukaryota; Metazoa; Chordata; Mammalia; Primates; Galagidae. Gene Ontology annotation, cellular component: Golgi apparatus. Gene Ontology annotation, biological process: heparan sulfate proteoglycan biosynthetic process. The transcript has 5 exons.
GGGGAGCCGGGGCGCGGAGCAGCGGGACAGGCGGGCUCCUGACGGCGGCGGCUCCGGGGCUGCGCGGCGCUGCCUGGUGGGCGCGAGGCUCGGCGGAGCUCGGAAGUGCGAGGGGCGAGGCGGCGGUGCUGUGGGAUCUGGGUGCGGGCACCGAAGGGCGGUGUGGCGAGUUCCGGAGCUCCCGAGGAAUUGUACAAGAAACUGAAGUUUUGAUUCCAGUAUAUUUUAAAUUGAAACCAGAGAUGUACUAGAGUUUAGAUUCUUUCAUUUGAUUAAGGUAUGGUCUGAAUAUGCGUUGCUUGGCAGCUCGGGUCAACUAUAAGACUUUGAUUAUCAUCUGCGCACUCUUCACUUUGGUCACAGUACUUUUGUGGAAUAAGUGUUCCAGUGACAAAGCAAUCCAAUUUCCACGGCACUUGAGUAGUGGCUUCAGAGUGGAUGGAUUAGAAAAAAGAGCAGCAGCAUCUGAGAGUAACAACUAUGUGAACCACAUGGCCAGACAACAGUCUGAGGAGGCAUUCCCUCAGGAGCAGCAGAAAGCACCCCCUGUCGUUGGGGGCUUCAGUAACAAUGGAGGAAGUAAGGUAUUAGGGCUCAAAUAUGAAGAAAUUGACUGUCUCAUAAAUGAUGAACACACAAUUAAAGGGAGACGAGAGGGGAAUGAAGUCUUUCUUCCAUUCACUUGGGUGGAGAAAUAUUUUGAUGUUUACGGAAAGGUGGUUCAGUAUGACGGCUAUGAUCGGUUCGAAUUCUCUCAUAGCUAUUCCAAAGUUUAUGCACAGAGAGCCCCUUACCAUCCUGAUGGCGUCUUUAUGUCCUUUGAAGGCUACAAUGUGGAAGUCAGAGACAGAGUCAAGUGCAUAAGCGGGGUUGAAGGUGUACCAUUAUCUACACAAUGGGGACCUCAAGGCUAUUUCUAUCCAAUCCAGAUCGCACAGUAUGGGUUAAGUCAUUACAGCAAGAAUCUAACUGAGAAACCUCCUCAUGUAGAGGUAUAUGAAACAGCAGAAGACAGGGACAAAAACAGCAAGCCUAAUGACUGGACCGUGCCAAAGGGCUGUUUUAUGGCUAGUGUGGCGGAUAAGUCUAGAUUCACCAAUGUUAAACAAUUUAUCGCUCCAGAGACCAGUGAAGGUGUGUCCUUACAACUGGGAAACACAAAAGAUUUUAUUAUUUCAUUUGACCUCAAGUUCUUGACAAAUGGAAGUAUAUCUGUGGUUCUAGAGACUACAGAAAAGAAUCAGCUCUUCACUGUACAUUACGUCUCAAAUGCCCAGCUCAUUGCUUUUAAAGAAAGAGACAUAUACUAUGGUAUUGGGCCCAGAACUUCAUGGAGCACAGUUACCAGGGACCUGGUCACUGACCUCAGGAAAGGAGUGGGUCUUUCCAACACAAAAGCUGUCAAGCCAACCAAAAUAAUGCCCAAGAAGGUAGUUAGGUUGAUUGCAAAAGGGAAGGGAUUCCUCGACAACAUUACCAUCUCAACCACAGCCCACAUGGCUGCAUUCUUUGCUGCUAGUGAUUGGCUGGUAAGGAACCAGGACGAGAAAGGUGGCUGGCCAAUUAUGGUGACCCGUAAGUUGGGGGAAGGGUUUAAGUCUUUAGAGCCAGGGUGGUAUUCUGCCAUGGCCCAAGGGCAAGCCAUUUCUACACUGGUCAGGGCCUAUCUGUUAACAAAAGACCAUAUUUUCCUCAAUUCAGCUUUAAGGGCAACAGCCCCUUACAAGUUUCUUUCUGAGCAGCAUGGAGUUAAAGCUGUGUUUAUGAAUAAACAUGACUGGUAUGAAGAAUAUCCAACCACACCUAGCUCUUUUGUUUUAAAUGGCUUUAUGUAUUCCUUAAUUGGGCUGUAUGACUUAAAAGAAACUGCAGGGGAAAAACUCGGGAAAGAAGCAAGGACCUUGUAUGAGCGGGGCAUGGAAUCUCUUAAAGCCAUGCUGCCCUUGUACGACACUGGCUCAGGAACCAUCUAUGACCUACGUCACUUCAUGCUCGGCAUUGCUCCUAACCUGGCCCGCUGGGACUAUCACACCACCCACAUCAAUCAGCUGCAGCUACUCAGCACCAUUGAUGAGUCCCCAAUCUUCAAAGAAUUUGUCAAGAGGUGGAAAAGCUACCUUAAAGGCAGCAGGGCAAAGCACAACUAGAGCUCACAACCAAAAUCAUACUUCAGCCUCUGCUACAUAAGGAAACUACAGGCUCUCUCAGCAGAGCAUGGGCACAUUUUUAAAAGGUUGUAUACUAGGUUUUUGUGGAUUAUAUCAAGGUGACAAGUGAUCCUUAAUGCCAGUCCUCUGAAAUAAUUGCAUUCCAUGGGUUGGAUGUUUAGAAAUAUAGGUGGCAUUUAAAACAGAAAGCGUUUAGACAAUGGGCUGAACAAAGCUGUUCAACUUUGCCUUGCCCAUAACCCUAUACAGUCCACAGAUAGUCUGGUCACUGUCGGUUUGGAAAAGGUAAUGGUAAGUAGUUACUGGUCAACUGUCUAGCAAGUACCUGAAAACUUAGUAUGGGGCUCUUUCUAAAUGUGCUAAUUUAUGUUGAAAGCAGACUUUGGAAAAAAUAAUGUGCUGUAAUACAGUAAAUAUGUACUUGUAGCCUGGAUAGUGGACUGUGUUCAAGUUUUUAAAAAGAUAUUUCUUUUCUAUAGGUUAACUGCUUGGAAGCAAAUGAACAUUUGCUGUAUUUGUUCAAUUUGUUAUAUGUGGAAAAUAUUCUGAAUUAUAGUUUUCUUGAAAUGUGCAAAUUAAAAACACAACCAGUGUUCAGGCUUCACAGUUAUAUAAUGUAAGCACAACUAAAACGAAACUUCUUGACUGCACAAGAAAUUAUAAAAAUGUUAUCUGUUUUGAAACUUGAUCUACAAUCAGUAAAAGUUUGAUAAUCAGUCUCUUCCUCACACAUUGUGAUAGAUUUUUUUUAAUUACUAUCUAGAAUUUUGUAUUUUAUUUCAGACUACACUUGAGAGUUUUGUACAUUUUGUGGGGGGACAUUUUGGGGACAUUAUUUGGGAAAUUUAUUAAAUACCUAAAUUUGGAAAGGAUCUGAUAAUUUUAAGGCCACCACCACUUCCUUUUAGAAUUUUUCCCUGCUUUAAAGAAAAAUACCAUGUCAGAUAUUACAUACAAGAAUCAUAGCAGGAUUUUUUUCCCUACCCUGAUCACUCUUAACCAUCAAAUUCCCAAACUGUUAAAUCUGUGUGUUAUUAUUUUGCCUUUGAAAUGUAAUUUUACCGUAUUCCACCUAUUAGAACAGAUGCUACUGCCAUUUGCUGUGUGCAUGUAUUCAGAUCUUUAUUUUGGCUAGAUAUCUUACUAUACCUCACAUGAAGAGAUUUCAGAGCCCUUACACUAUGGGCAGUGUCUGCUAUGAAGCUUCACUAGUUUAAAACCAGGGAUUAGGUGAAAACCCAGUGGUGUUUAUUUGCUCUGGCUUUUGUUUUAGGUAUGACAACACACUAUAUCAGUACUAUAUCUUAUAAAGUUUGAACUACGAGACCCCGCACUUUCAGGGGACUAAGUCUGACAAACACAGUACAGUUUUAUCUGUGAUCUAUUUAUAUAUCAAAUGCAGAUGUAAGAGCCAGGUAGGUUACUUGCCUACCCACCGUAUCUUAGUUGAGUGCAAUCUACCAAGCACUACUUAGAAACUGGAAAAUAUAUAUACAUACAUAUGUAUAUAUGUAAAAUACAUAGACGCAUCAAAAGGGGCAGGAGCAGAGAAACUGAGGACAAUAUUAAGCUGGCCAUAGAAAAGUAAGCUUAAACUCCUAACGUACGUGACAACUCUUAAUGUGGCCAGUUGCGGGUUUUUAAGUUUUCAUCUAGCUUUUGACCUUUGUCUGAUAUAUUAGAGGUCUCAAUAAGAAUAUCUGGACUUCCCUAAUUUUUAUUUGCAAAGCCAAUGUUCAGAACAAACUUUCUCCAAUCUGGAAACCUAUUUCAUUCCUCAUAUUUGUUAUUGUUUAGAGAACGGUUCAGACUUCCACUUUGUGUUGCCUCCUGGUCUUCAGAUUAGGAGAAUCAAUAAAAACAGUAUGGUACUGCUUCUGUGACAAAUAUCAGUGCCUUAACAAUGUGGCUGUCUCUUUCCACUGAAGAAGGAAAGACCUUUUGAUCUAGAAAUGCCAUUGCUAGGUGGCACCUGUGGCUCAGUGAGUAGGGUGCCGGCCCCAUAUACCGA